AUGGAGUCGCGUUAUGUUAGCCCUACCCUGUUCUUGUGCAGAAUUCGUGCAUUUGGGCAUGGGCUGGUAGCCUGGUACUAUUUUGAGAAGGGGCAGGGGCAGGGGCAGGGGCGAGGGCGGGCUCAUGCUCGAGGAAGCCUUCAGAUUCAGAUAGAAGCCGAAACACGCUCCAGUGGUCUGUGGACCGAAACCAUAGUUUCGUUCCAAGAUUCAAUACUGAUUUCCAAAUGGGACCUCAUAGUUGUGACUGAGCUAGGAACUGCUAUGACUGCCGUGUCUCCUAAGCCUUUCCAUUGUCAAUGGACAAGGAGAUCGGAGCUCGAGGAGAUUGUGGCAAUUUCCUACACUCUGAAGCAUCAGGUGCUAUGUCAGGAACUUAAAGGCUUAAGGAAUCAGAUCUACCUAAUUAUUAAGGCAGGGGUCCCUAAAGGAUGGGCUACGCCUAAUGCACUAGAUCUGCCUCUAGCGUCAAGGACCUUCACUGCUGCGUCGCCCGUUUCUUCAACAUACGGUGUUGACCUUCCUCGGGAUCGUGGAUAUUGUUUGGAUCCGGUAAUUUAUGAUGCCUCAUCAUUUGAAUGGUUGUGUGAUGAUUGCCCCCCAAAACAUAAUGAAGUCCCGAAAUCAUUAGAGUGGAAUUGUGAUCAUAGUCACAAAGUUCCUCGGUGGAAGGGGUCAAGGAACGUGAUCGAGGAACACAACAGGCUAUUUGAGGAAGGUUUUAACAAGGCAGGGGUGAGAAUGUUCUCGCGCCCCCAGAACAUGAAUGAUGUUCUCGAAACGAGGAGCGUUACAUGGUUCCAUGUUCCCGAUGACUCUAGCUGUGAUGACCACUACUCUAUUCAAUUGGGUUCUAUAAUUAAUGAACCAAAUGUGAAUAGAGUAGAGUUUAAGCGCAAUGAUGUUUUAGAGGAAGGGGAAAGUACAAAUGACCACUUAUUUUAUCAACCAGAAAGUGCUGAUGGUUCAAGUCAUUCAGCUUCUGACCUUACUGUAGAAAUACAAAAGACAGCGGGUGCUGUUGGACCUACUAUGAACACAAUGGAGUGUCUGGACCUCUCAAUGGAAAAAGAUAGCUGCUCUUUUUCACUGAAUUGUGUUGAAGGGUUCCCUCAAGGAACAAAACCUGACUUACUUCCUUUAAUCAAUGAUGUUGAGAGAUCCUAUCCAUGUGUUACGGAUAGUUCUUGCCCUACAGUACCAAAUAUGGAGCAAAAAGAUGGUGUAUUGGAAAAUGCGGAACAACCUCAUCCUUUGGAGAUGGUUAAUCCUGAUGGUACAAGCCAUUCACCUGUGGGCCGUGCAUUUGAAAUCGAAGAACAAGGAGCGGAGGCUGGCUUAUGUGCUUCAGUUCAAGAUGUUGAGGAGCAAGUAGACAGUUCUAGUCCUGCAUCAGAAAGUUGGGAGCAACCUGUUCCUUUGAAGGUGGUUAUACUCAGACCAUGGCAUGAUGUGCGAAAUAGCAUCCUAAGAUCAAAGCAUCCUUCAAACUACUCACAGUCAAUGCAAGGAUCAGAUCUAUAUGUUGGAAAUAUGGAUGUCUUGGAUCCUUCUAAGGAGUGGUUGGACUCAAGGUUAAAACUUGACGAACAAGGAGCGGAGCCUGGCGUAUUUGCUUCAGUUGAAUAUGUUGAGCAAACCCAUCCCAAUUUUACCGAUAAAACUAGUCCCAUAUGGUCAAGUGAGGAGCAAGUAGAUGGUUCUAGUCCUACGUCAGAAAGUUGGGAGCAACCUGAUCUGUUGGAGGUGGUUAGACCAUGGGAUGAUGCGCCAAAUAGUAUCCUAAGAUCGAAGCCUCCAUCAAACUACUCACAGCCAAUGCAAGGAUCAGAUCUAGAUGUUGGGAAUAUGGAUGUCUUGGAUCCUUCCAAGGAGCGGAUGGACUCAAGGUUAAUGUCAAAUACUGUAGAGCCAUCAAGUUCUUCAAAUGGUGGAGGCACUUCUGUUGAGAAAGACAAUACUGAAAAAACAGAAUGCUUGUCAGGCAUGGACACUGUCACCCCUGAACUGGAUAAUGUCCAGGGAUCAAAUCCCUCAGCAGAGCCAUCAAGUUCCUCAAAUGGAGAAGGAGCCUCAGCUGUUGAAAAACACAGUGCUGAAAUUACAGAAUGCUUGUUAGGCAUGGGAACUUUGACCCCGGCACUGCAUAAUGUCCAGGCAUUAAAUCCCUUGACACCAAAAGAAUGCUUGGUUUCUAACGCAGACAACUCAGAUGAAGCAAAUGACAACUCAGAUGAAGCAAAUAGGUCAGAUGAAGUUCAUCGCAGUUGCAAUGAUUUUAACGGAAAUUACUAUCCCAAGCCAGUGCUGAAGGGAAGAAUCUCCAAAAUGAUGUACCCAAGACUUUGGUUUCAAUUGCCAAAAAUGUGGCUUGUAGGCAAACAUCACAAAUGGAAGAUGCCAUUGCCUUCCAAGCAUGUUAGUCCACGUAAGGCAACAAAAAGUAGCUUCAGAAAGCAAUAUAAAGGGCCAAACAGACAUAUUCCACGUCAUACUAAACAUCAGAAAACCAAGCUCGUUAUGAAGGACAGAAAUACAGAUCCUGCACAUAUAAGAAGUUGUAGGCCAUCAAAGAAAAUUGAUCGUACUUGCUUAAGUGCUUCCUUGUAUUUAUCUCCAAAAAUUAAGGAAGUAAAUGAUGCCAAUGUUGCAGAACCAAGAUGUUCUAAAUCUCUAAGAACUUUUGAGUAUGUCAUGGCCAAGAAAAGAAAACGGCCUGUUUUAUCAUAUGAUGAAGAUGCCAAGGCAAUGCAGAUGGAAGUGAGGAUGCGCAGGAGACAUGUGAAAAGUUGUGUGAUGAAGCAGCGAAGAUCCGCAGAAAAUUCUGAGGAAGCGAUGUCUCCAGGAAAUUCAAAUAAUCAACAUGCCAAUGAUGAUAUGAAGGCAAGGAAGCCGAGAAGGGCCAACAAAGAUAAAAAGGCACCUCUAGGGAAUGCUAGUGUUCCAUGCACACGGAAUGAUGCUGCACGUGGAAUCAUGAAGAUUGGCCAGGAGUAUAUUUCAUUGGCUGCACACCUGUCAAAUCAAGCAUGCAAGGAGGUGCAGGAAUUAUCACUAUCAUUACCAGCACUAAUGAAAGUAACAAAGCAUUCGAAGUUGAAAGCCUGGCCAGGGAGGUGGAAGGCAUCAAAACCAUCUGCUGAAUGCAUUGGCUUGUAUUUCUUCUCAGAUAAUAUGAGGGAACUGGAUCAACUAGUGCAUUAUCUCACUGAUCAUAGCUUAGUACUAAAAUAUGUCGUUGGCUUUGCCAAGCUGCUGAUCUUCCCUUCUGUUUUCCUACCAGAGCAAUGUCAAACGUUCCAAGGAAACACUAUCUGUGGGGAGUGUUCAAGCGCAGGAUGGGUACUGGGAAAACAGGUGCCGCAGGGUAACAAAAAGUUUGUGCAUCACAUGGGUGCAAAGUGA
Molecule: messenger RNA, 3405 nt
Organism: Miscanthus lutarioriparius
Lineage: Eukaryota; Viridiplantae; Streptophyta; Magnoliopsida; Poales; Poaceae
Source: the annotation of a GenBank genome assembly